AUGUCCUAUUACUAUUCUUCUUACCACCCAUACAAGGCACCUUUAGAGCCACCAAGAAGAAGAUGGGGAUUAAGACGCACCUCGAAUUCGUUGAAACCUUCUCACUGGCAAGCUCGUCCCUCGAUCUCGGCCGCUUUAUUCUACCACACUCCAAGAACGCACACAAGUCGCUCCUAUUAUCACGCCCCACCCGAAUCGACCCGCCACCACCACCACCGAUCCCGCCUUACCGACCUCCCGAAUGAACUCAAACUUAACAUCAUAGAAGUCCUCGACCCUGUCUCAUCCGCAUGUCUCGGCGUAUCUUCUCGGAAGAUGUAUCCGUUACAUCGCUCGGUGCACAAGAAAGUCGGACUUUACGAUCAGAAUGUUGACAGUCGAGUGCCAUUGGCGUUUAAGUUGAAGAAUUGGGUGCCGAAGGAUUAUGCGUUGGAUUGGCAGAGCGAGAAGUUUGUCAAGAGGGAGAGGCUGGCGGCGUUGGAGAAGGAGCGGAAGAGGGAGAGGGAGUCGUACUGGGACGAGAGGAGGCGACUGUGGGUUUGGGAUGUUGAUUAUGAGGAUAGGGAUCGUGGUGAGAGGAGGCAUAGAAGGCGGAGACAUUGA
This is a messenger RNA of Mollisia scopiformis, 603 nucleotides long. RefSeq lists its product as uncharacterized. Lineage: Eukaryota; Fungi; Ascomycota; Leotiomycetes; Helotiales; Mollisiaceae. Gene Ontology annotation, molecular function: protein binding. The transcript has 2 exons. The coding region runs from base 1 to 603 and encodes 200 amino acids. The record is from RefSeq and is a predicted model, not a curated record.